AUGUCUACACAGGACGAAGCGACCAUCUCGCCCUCCCUACCCCAAAUGUCUGCCACCCCACAGAACCAGGAGUCCCUACUCACCGCCCAACACGUCGGGAACGCCUCAGCCCUAAACCCCCACACCAACCCGUGGAGACCGGCGACCGCAUCGCCCCAAGGCCUCGGAGAGGACGCGACGCCCGAACAACCCAAUCCUAACCCGUCCGCGAGCGUCAUGGAUAGCGUGACCCCCCAACCCGCUCCUACGACUGUCGACCCGUCGAACCAGACGUCAACUCAGAAGACGAUCGCUGCCGGCGACAAGGCGCCCCAAGCUGGGGAAAGUAAGGGAAGCGAGAACCCAGACAAAGUCGCGAAGUCAGUCACUGAUAAAACCAAGUCCACGCGAACGAAGCGGAAGAACAAGCAGGACAAGCAGAAGGAGAAAGAGAUCGCGAUAGGACUAGGCUCUCCGCCGCCGCGACCCACCGAGCCUACGAAGGACGCGAAGGACGCGGCUGAGAAAGAGCCGGAAACGGAGACCGACCCCGGGAAGAAAAGGAGGAGGGUCACGGUGGAUAUGGGUGACGAGGAGGUGGCUGGCACGACGGACAAAAGACAGGACGUCGUGUACGACGCGUCCAGCCAGAUAAGUCGAAUCGCCAACAUGACCGUAGGCCUAACGGACUUCAGCCCCCCGCCCGUCGACGGAUACUACAGCGACGGAGGUUUGAGCUACGCCGACCCCGAGCCCGUCCCCGCUUUCGCCUUCGCCGCAAACAACGAGGUAGCGAUGGAGGUCGACCAACAGGCCCUAGCCCCUCCCCUCUUCUUCACUCAGACCAACCUCCCCAUCGCCGAUCCGCAGACGCCACCCCCGACCAUCGGAGUCUCUGCCCAGCUAAACUUCCUUAACUACCCACCGCCGGCUUUCUCCAACAACGUCCUCCGAGCGUCACCAAAAACGCCGACCCCGACGAACCUACGCGACCUCCGUUUCACCCGCCACCCGACGACGUCAGCUGGCGGGCCGCAGGCCCAGGCGUCCAACGCAGCAGCUAGGAACACCACACUUGGCGGCCAGCAGUCGAGGACGCACCCCGAGUCUACGGUACCUAUGCAACAACCACCCCGCCACGCGUCCCCCACGCCCGGACCGAGCGGCCAACACCAACCCCAGCCGAUGCCGGCCCCUCGCGCCACGACCUACAUCACUAUCCGAGGGCCCACAGCAGCCACACGGAAGCCCGCGAACAACUGGCCGGCGGUCCACGGGAGGAACGCAUUCUUCUGGACCGAGAACAUGGCCAAGAAGCAACACGAAGCUUGGGCUGAGAUCGCGAGGAAAAGCCCAUCGGCACUCAUCCAGAUGCCGGGCUGCGGAGCGGACGAACCAGAGACGACAGGAAAGGUCGAGAAGAUAACACAGAUGAUCAAGGACUACCUGUCGAUCCACCGCUUCGUCAUCACGCCUCCCGUCGCUGUCCUCAAGUCCGGGAAGCGUAACAGAGCCCCUCACUGGCUACUCCUUCACGACAUCUCCUUGCAGGACUGUAACAAGUUGCUCUCCCAGGAAUGGCUCGACACCGUCGAAGGUACGAUAAACUGUCGACCGCUUACCGCAGACAACCCGCAGUACGCAGGCGCGUGGAGAUACGCCAGCAGGUUCGGAGCAAAGAACGAGAACUACACGGGAGUUUUCAUACGCGCGUUCCAAGGGCCAGUGCUACAAGCCCUCGUCGUCUCCUACCUCGCGGACGACAUCGCGGAGGGCGGACAUUGGAGUGCGCACACGCUCGAGGAAGCCUACUACACCUGGCUUAGUACUAUCCACGCUGACUCGCUCCCGCUCGCCCAAGGCGAAAACAAACCCGACCCCGUGGUACGUCUUUACGUCGAAUCACCCACCUAUGAUACGGACAAGUGGAAGAAGUUCUGCAAGGAACUACGCACCUACAACUUCGGCAGCGACCACGCCGGCGCUCCUGUCCCGUACCUGGACGAAAUGCUAUGCACCUACUGCCAUUCCGUCGACCACCCAACUGGGCUAUGCGAACUGCCCAAAAUCCCUGGCUGGCACGACCCGAACGCCCCGCGUAACGACCCGGAGUCUAGCUCGAGUCGAGACGACUAUCACCACGGACGCGGCGGCCGCGGAGGAGGUCGCGGCGGUGGCCGCGGCCGAGGGAACGGAUACGGACGAGGGCGCGGACGUGGCGGCAACGGCGGCAGGAGGGGAAGGUACGACGAUGGGUACUAA
Molecule: messenger RNA, 2241 nt
Organism: Rhodofomes roseus
Lineage: Eukaryota; Fungi; Basidiomycota; Agaricomycetes; Polyporales; Fomitopsidaceae
Exons: 2
Coding region: 1-2241 (746 amino acids)
Source: RefSeq, a predicted model, not a curated record